GUGUAGAUUAGGGUUUCUGUUUCCCCCGGAAAUUUGAACCAAGUAAUGUAACUAACGACUUGUGAUUAUGUUCUUUGUAGUGUUAGCUUAUGAGUGAUCUUUCAGUGAUGAGUCUCCUCGGAAAACUGAAUUCAUCAACAGAAAUUAUUCCUAUCGAGGGUCCAAGUGAAGGAAGGAAAGAUAUGAAAAUGAAGAAGCAGGGACUGAAUCCAUACUUUUCUGAUCCACACAUAAUUGACCGUGUAAAACAGUACCUGGAUGAACACAAUGAUACAAGCUAUAUUGAUAUUGAAACAAUGGCAGAGGCUCUGCAGAAGCGGUACCGUGAAUAUGGAAAAAGAAAGAGAUCAGCUUUUAGAGGAUUGGUUGAAAAAGCUUUUGCUCACAUCCUAAGAAGCUACAAUAUAAGUCCAAGCAAUCAGAUGAUGACUUCAAGUGAAGAAGAAUUCGAUUUUGGUGAAGAUGAGGAACCGGAUGUUAACAGAGUAAAUGAAAGACUGUUGUCACUAUACAUGCGGCCUGAUCUUCUCAAAAAGAGUAUGUCGUCAAAGAGUGAAGACAAAGAACUUAUUAAUAUCAGCAGUGAUGAAGAUGAAAAUAAAGUGGUAAAGAAAGAAAAAGUUCAAGCUAAAAUUAAACAGCAUACUCCAUUUACUGGUAUAACUUUAUCAGCAGUUCCAAAACCCCUUCUGUCUGAUUCUCAGCUGCAAACUGUGUCAAACAUUUUUAAGUCAACAGAAAUUUCAGUUUCACGAAGUGCACAACCUUUGAAGAAAAAUCAAACAUCAGCUGAAUCAAAAAACGUCCGUAUCCAAAAGAAUCAGUCACUUUCUACCAAUCCACAAAAUUCACACAGUAUAGAUAAUACAAGGAAACGUAAGAAUGAAGAGGAAUUAAAAGCGGGGACACCACAGAGGAGAAAACGAGAAUUCACCGUUCAUGAUUCCCAAUACAACUUUUCGAGUUUAGGAGGUAUCGGUAAGGUUCUGGAGGAGGUGUGCAAGUUGCUGGUCCAUAUUCAACAUCCUGAAAUAUACAAACGGAUUGGAGUGACACCACCUCGAGGAUUUCUUCUUCAUGGGCCCCCAGGAUGUGGAAAAACAUUGCUGGCUCAAGCUAUUGCUGGUGAACUGCAGUUGCCGAUGCUGAAAAUAUCUGCUCCAGAGCUUGUUGGUGGAGUCUCUGGAGAGUCUGAAGGACGAAUAAGAGAUUUAUUUGAUCAGGCAGUCAGCCUGUCACCAUGUAUUUUGUUUCUUGAUGAAAUAGAUGCUAUAACUCCACAUCGUCUGACAGCUCAGAGGGAAAUGGAAAGGAGAAUUGUUGCACAGCUCUUGACCUGCCUUGAUGAAUUGAAUCAGAGAGAUGGUGGUUCAGGUGUUCUCGUUAUUGGAGCAACCAACCGACCAGACUCCUUGGACCCUGCUCUUAGACGUGCAGGUAGAUUUGACCGUGAAGUUUGCCUGGGAAUUCCAAAUCAGGAGGCAAGAGCAGAAAUUCUUAAAGUAUUAUGCACAAAUUUGCGCCUUGUGCCAGACUUCAACUUUGAAGAGGUUGCUCGAAACACUCCAGGCUUUGUGGGUGCUGAUUUGAUGGCACUGAUGAGGGAAGCUGCAAUGGUAGCUGUGAACAGAGUAUUCAGCGAGUUGAAAACAAAAGCACAAAUUAAAAAAGACAAGGAGCUUGUCACCAUAGACAGUCCGACAAAAGUGGUGGAAAAUGGAAAAUAUUAUUUGAAAACAAAAACACAAAGUAAACAGGACAAGGAGGUUGUCACCAUAGACAGUCCAUCAAAAGCAAUGGAAAAUGGAAAACAAAAAAAGAAAAAAACAGUCAGUGUUAAAGCUAAAGAUAGUGAUAGUUCUAGCAGUGAAGUCAGUGAAAAAGAAAUUGGCAGUGGGGUGGAAGGUGAUAAAGCUGUAGAUCCUGACAGCAAAAUACAUGAUAUGGUGGCAUUAAAUGCCAGUAAGGAAGGUAUUAGCUCCCCAGAGGAUAAUAUAAAUACAAAGAAGAAUUUGCCUUCAGCGGAUAGUUGUCAGAAGACAUCUGCACCUGUGACAGAAACAGUCCUUCAAAAUGUUACACUUUCAGACCUAGUAGAUUGGCUGCACAACCAGCCUCCACUAACAGGUGAACAACUGAGUGAACUGUACAUACAGCAGUCAGACUUCAAAGAAGCUCUCCGAGCAGUGCAACCAUCAGCUAAACGUGAAGGCUUUGCUACUGUUCCUGAUGUAACCUGGGAUGACGUUGGUUCAUUGAAAGACGUCAGAGAAGAGUUACAACUAGCAAUAUUGGGCCCAGUCCAGUAUGCAAAGGAAUUUGCUGACCUUGGUCUGUCGACACCAACUGGAGUGCUCCUUUGUGGACCACCUGGCUGUGGGAAAACUCUUUUGGCUAAAGCAGUAGCAAAUGAAGCAGGAAUAAAUUUCAUUUCUGUAAAAGGUCCUGAAUUGCUCAAUAUGUAUGUUGGUGAAAGUGAGAGGGCUGUUCGCCAAUGCUUUCAGAGAGCAGCAAAUUCUGCACCAUGUGUCAUAUUCUUCGAUGAAUUAGAUGCUUUGUGCCCCAAAAGAAGUGAUGCGGGUGAAGGUGGCGCUAGUAUGAGGGUUGUUAAUCAGAUGCUCACAGAAAUGGAUGGUGUAGAAAGUCGACGAGGAGUUUUCUUACUGGCAGCUACAAAUAGGCCAGACAUCAUAGAUCCAGCAGUCCUAAGACCUGGCCGUCUUGACAAAAUUGUGUAUGUAGGACUACCAGGUCCACAGGACCGAACAGAUAUACUACGUGCUCUCACCAAGAAUGGAACGAAACCUCGUCUUGCUGAUAAUGUGGAUCUGGAAUCUUUGGGAAAAAGUGACAGAUGUCACAGCUACACCGGUGCAGAUCUUGCUGCCCUUGUCAGAGAGGCUGCAGUUCAGUCUCUCAAGGAUCAUUUGAAACAGCCUGAUGCAGAAGGCAAUCUAGCUGUCACUGCAGAGCAUUUUGCUGUGGCACUUGCAAAAAUACGUCCUUCCAUCUCAGAAAAGGAUCACAAGCAUUAUGAAAAACUAAGGCGGAUGUACACAUCAGUACCGUCAAGUAGAAUAAAAGAAGUGGAAAGUGCGGAUGACACAUUAAAACAUAGCACCUAAUGUUCUACCACAUUAUGAAAGUAAAAACUACAGGCUACCACUUACAUUUAAGUGGAUGAAAUGUACCUUCUUACUCUCCACCUGCACUGGAUGCUGCAUAGCAGAAAUAUCAACCUCAAACAAUUGGAACCCAGCUUUCUGUCACUGAGGACUCAAAUAAAUCCAGAUAACAGAAGUGUCAGAAAACAAGAAGCACGCACACUUUCACACAUUAUGAUAAAUACCAAAAUGUUGCAUGAGAAAGUUCAGACUGAUGUACUGCAGCAGGCAAGAUGUUUACUGUGCAGACAUCCAUAGCAGCUGAGUCUGUCACGUGCAGUACUGUGAUCAACCACAGAAGACAAGUCUUAAGAUGUGCUUUGAAAUAUUAAAGGAAUUGAAAAGAGGUUAAAAUUACAUGUACGCAUAACUGAAGAACAAGUUUUAUAAGGAGCAGUUGUGAUAGGUACACGUAAUUUCAUACCAUUGAUUUUCUUUUUAUUUGUGUGCUUUUGGGGGGGGGGGGGGGGUGAAUGAUGUAAAUGGCUACAUAAGCACGUGUGACAGAGAACUGCAUAUCAUCGUCCAUUGCAUAUAUAUACAUAUUAUUUUCGGAGAGUGUUCUUGUGACCAUGAAUUAGAAGGAAAGUAUAUCAGCCUGGGUCAAACAAGCCUCUACAUAGAGUUAAUAGCCCCUGGCUUGUUUGUACAAUCCUGUCACCAUAAUUCUUCCAUGCAAGCAGAUUUGAAGCAUCUUUAUUAAAUGAAGCCCAUUCAUUUUAAUACCCUCAAGCAUUCUACAUAUAUGACCAACACUGUCAAAUACAUGACGAACAUUUUUAUGAUACUCCAGUUUUCAGUGGAGUGCCAUAAAUCAAAUGCAGGAACAAUUUUCCAAACAAGGAGAAAUUUAGUGGGUUGAAACGAGUAGAGAGAAGUGUCUCUGCCACAGGCAUGGUAAUCGCAAUCUACAUAUCAUCACACAUUACGAACAAAGUGUAUGAACUAGAUCGACAUUAUUAAAAUUUUUUGUUGCAGUAUUUUCAGGAACAGGCCACAUGAAACUCGUCUCAUCACACUGUGUACCCAUGGAUGCAUUAACAUGGCUGAUUCUGACUGUAACAUCAGUUGUGUGCAAACUGUCAUCAGUUUGACUUCCUCAGAUAAACAUCUCAUCUGAGCAAAUGUUUCUUGACAAGGGUUCAUGUAUAUCAACACUGCGUCACAGGAAUUUGAAGGCUGUGUGAUUAUAUAGAAGUUUCUUUUCCUCUUGGUCACAGAAAAACUCUCUUUUUGUUUGUAUAAUUGUAUAGUUUUUGUUAUUUUUGUGUGUGUGUGUGUGUGUGUGUGUGUGUGUGUGUGUGUGUGUGUGUGUAUGUGUGUGUUGUGGGGGAUUUGUCCUCUGCAGUGACUGCAUAUAUGAAAAGUAGUUAUGUUAAGAGGACGGGGCAGAAUUUCUAAAUACAUUUGAUGUAUUGGUUAAGAGAAUGUGUUUAAAAGUAUUAUGAUGGAGGCCAUAUCAGUACUGUAUUGGGUGGCUGCUAUGGAAAACGUAAAUAUGUUUAAGUUUAGAAAUGCAAAGUAGGUAUUUUCUUUUGAAUAUUUUCAUUUUUUCACAUAUCCCAGAUUCAGCUUUCUUAUACCAUUGUGUAUUGAAUGUACUAUUAAAGAAUUUUGUGUGUGUGUGUGUGUGUGUGUGUGUGUGUGUGUGUGUGUGUGUGUGCGCGCGCGCGCACUCGUGCAUCACUCCUAUCCUCUGCCACCCUUGUUCACAUUAAAAGCAUGCUCUGGUGCUCAGAGAUUAAAAUGUGUUCUUUCUUUCUGUAAUGUUGUUAUUGUCAUCACCCUUGUCUCUGCCCUGGUUACUCAUCAACAAUAGUAUAAAAGUAGAUACUUUCAGUGUAUGAAAAUGUUUAAUAUCUCAUAUGAUAUAAUAUUGUUUGUCUUGAGCACCCAUGUUAAUCAUUCUUUAAAUUUAUCUAUGCAUUUCAUCGGCACUUGAGUGUUUGGCAUCUGCCCUGGAUUUUCAUGCAUUUAUUUUAAUUGUUAAUUUGUAUUUGUAAGUUCAAUUUUAUAUGAGACAAAUAAAUUGUACUACAUUUUCUAA
Messenger RNA from Schistocerca piceifrons (Central American locust), 5211 nucleotides. It is a transcript of the gene smid, whose product is annotated as nuclear valosin-containing protein-like. The transcript is spliced from 15 exons. Gene Ontology annotation, molecular function: preribosome binding; RNA binding; ATP binding. Gene Ontology annotation, cellular component: nucleus. The record is from RefSeq and is a predicted model, not a curated record. The coding region runs from base 90 to 3125 and encodes 1011 amino acids. NCBI's taxonomy places the organism in Eukaryota, Metazoa, Arthropoda, Insecta, Orthoptera, Acrididae. Gene Ontology annotation, biological process: ribosome biogenesis.